AUGUGCGUGCCCAUCAGCAAUCAGCGGAAUCCCACUGUACCGUCGCGUCGUUCUAACGACUGUUACUACUGCACGAGGACUGCCACUGUGGUGCUAUCCGCUUGCUUCACGAUUCUUUCGCUGGUGGUGGUCGUAGCGCCGCCCGGCAGCCUCGCUGCGACUGUGUGCCAGCAGUAUCCUGGAUACAUCUCCAAGCCAGACGUCGAUCGCUACGGUGAUGACAUCGGAAACUUUGGGGCCAAUGCACUGGCCACCUGCAACAGUAAUCCCAGCUGCAAAGCCUUCAACACCGCCGGCUGGGUCAAGAGGAGCGCCACGCCCCAGACAGCUGCUCCAGGGUCGUGUCUGUACGUGAAAGUGUGCGAACAGUAUGCUGGAUACACCUCAAUCCCGAACGUGGAUCGGUACGGUGACGAUAUCGGAAACUUCGGGGCCAAUGCGCUGGCCCAGUGCAGCGGUGAUCCCAGCUGCAAGGCCUUCAACACCGCCGGCUGGGUCAAGAGGAGCGCCACGCCCCAGACAGCUGCUCCAGGGUCGUGUCUGUACGUGAAGAAGGCGACUGUGUGCCAGCAGUAUUAUGGAUACAUCUCCAAGCCAGACGUGGAUCGCUACGGUGACGACAUCGGAAACUUUGGGGCCAAUGCGCUGGCCACCUGCAACAGUAAUCCCAGCUGCAAAGCCUUUAACACCGCCGGCUGGGUCAAGAGGAGCGCCACGCCCCAGACAGCAGCUCUGGGGUCGUGCCUAUACGUGAAAGUGUGCGAACAGUAUGCUGGAUACACCUCAAUCCCGAACGUGGAUCGGUACGGUGACGAUAUCGGAAACUUCGGGGCCAAUGCGCUGGCCCAGUGCAGCGGUGAUCCCAGCUGCAAGGCCUUCAACACCGCCGGCUGGGUCAAGAGGAGCGCCACGCCCCAGACAGCUGCUCCAGGGUCGUGUCUGUACGUGAAGAAGGUGACUGUGUGCCAGCAGUAUCCUGGAUACACCUCCAAGCCAGACGUGGAUCGCUACGGUGACGACAUCGGAAACUUUGGGGCCAAUGCACUGGCCACCUGCAACAGUAAUCCCAGCUGCAAAGCCUUCAACACCGCCGGCUGGGUCAAGAGGAGCGCCACGCCCCAGACAGCAGCUCUGGGGUCGUGCCUAUACGUGAAAAGCUCAUGGUCUCUCACCAUUUUCGCACUUUGGAAACGCCCUAGCAAAUUCUGGACCGAUCGUACAGUUCAGUACCAGUGGCCAGUGCGAACUGCAGCCGAGCCAUGGUUGACCGCGGAUUUGUUGAAGAGGACGUCCAACAGGUCGAAUGCCAGGCUGCGGCGUGAGCGCAAGCCUCGCCUCGCCGGCUGCCGUAGCAUGGACCGCAUUGCGCUCGCGCCUAGCAACCUCCUCGUGCUCCAUUCGCUCACGCUGGGCCUCACAACAGCAUCAUCAAGCCUAACUGGUGCAAAUCCAGCUCGGUCGCUCACCGGAGCGUUUGGUGCUAGCGGUUUCAUCCCGCAUUGA
Volvox carteri f. nagariensis is the source of this 1503-nucleotide messenger RNA. RefSeq lists its product as uncharacterized. The transcript is spliced from 8 exons. The record is from RefSeq and is a predicted model, not a curated record. Lineage: Eukaryota; Viridiplantae; Chlorophyta; Chlorophyceae; Chlamydomonadales; Volvocaceae. The coding region runs from base 1 to 1503 and encodes 500 amino acids.